Molecule: messenger RNA, 2107 nt
Organism: Acanthoscelides obtectus
Lineage: Eukaryota; Metazoa; Arthropoda; Insecta; Coleoptera; Chrysomelidae
Source: the annotation of a GenBank genome assembly
GUAUGUAUAGCACGUACCCAUAUGUCAACUAAUGAUAUAAAAGGUAAAUCUAAACAAUAAAACACUACCAGAAGCAUGAAGUGGUGGUCAGUAGUUUGGUGUUUUGUUAUUUUUGUAUUAGAGGAUAGAUAUCUUCUUGCUAGAGGAAAUGAGAUUCCACCACAUUCUUCCAAAACAAAACCAAACGCCACAUCCCUAAACAAAGAAAAUGACAAUAACUCAACCACCAACAGUAAUGGUACUGUCAGUACCAUCUUGAAAUUCAGCGACGACCAACCCAGCGCCAAGCAAAGGAACGGGGGUAGGGAUGGAGACAAUGGCGGUGGAGGAGGGGGCUUAUUUAACGAUUUCUUUGGAGAUGGGGGAGGCCAAUUUGGUGGAACUUUUGGAGGUAAUGGAGGAGGAUUCGGAAAUUCUUUUCCGGAUUUGUUUGGAGGAGGCUUUGGAAGGAACUUUGGAGGAUCAUUUGGAGGAGAUGGCGAAAGUGGUGGGGGUUUUGGAGGAGGUUCAAAUCGAAGAGGAGGAGGGGGAGGAGGAGGCGGUAGAUUUGGAGGAGGAGGAGGAAAAGGAGAUGGUAACGGAUUUGGGGGAGCUGCAGGAGGUUUUGGAGGAGCUUCUGGAGGAUUUGGAGGUGGUUCAAGAGGAUUUGGUGACUCUGGAGGAGGUGGUGGAGGCAAUAACUUUGGAGGAGGAAGCGGUAUGAAUGGAGGAAGAGGUCAAGGAGGUAGAGGAAUGGCACCAGGUGGUGACGAUGACAUGAAUAUGAUCGCUGGUAGCGGAAGAGGCACAAGAAAAGGUUUCGGUGCAGGCAAUAACAGCUUUGGAGGAGCAGAAGACAGAUUGGGAGGAGGAGCCAAUGGAAGAGCUGGAGGAGGUACUAGAAGAGGUGGAGCAGGAUCUGGAGGUGAGGCAGAAGGCCGAUUUGUUGGUGCAGGGAACUUUGGAGGAGGAAACGGGCGAGAUAAUGGGAGGGGAGGUGUUGGUGUAAGAGGACGUGGGGGUUUUGGAGGAGGAGAGGAUGGAUUCAAUUCUGGAGACGCCAACGGUAUGAGAGGCGCCAAAGGCAAAGCUACUCCGGGAAAAGGUAACACAGGUCGUGGAGGGAAUAAUAGAGGAAACUCAAAUGGAAAAGGAAAUGGUAGAAGAGGUUUAGGAGAUGAUGACGAAUUUGGUGCUGAAGACGCUAAUAGAUUUAGAGGGAGCAACGGACAAGGUCAAGGAAGAAGGGGCGGUCAAGACAGAACUGGAGAUUGAGGCUUGAAUGGUUAACCCCACACAUGUAGUUGGAAGCUUCGAGCACUACUAGUGAUAAUGCUGUUGACCUAUCAUGUGGUGAGUGUUAGCAGACAUUGCUAGGAGAUAUAGUGCAACUAAUAUUUGAUCUUUAGAUAGACGCUUUGGAGGUAGAGAUGACGAGAAUGACUAUGGGGGAAAUAACGACUACGAUAGAGGGCUUAAAGGAGGUCAGAGACGUAGAGGAGGUCGGAUAGAAGAGGACGUCGGACUUGGAAACUAUGGCGAGGCACUGACCUUGUUUGGAUUCGAUGCUCCUUCUCUAAGGCAAGCUGAGAAGGCAGGCAAAACACGAACCAGCACUAUGACACCUCUUCAAAACAAGCGUACAGAAGAAGGUGGAAAAUCUGGAGGAUCGUGACUUUGUAGGAUAGUGAAGUUCUACAAAUGGUGAUAAAGAUUCUGUUUUGCGAGACAGCACAACAAAAAGCAUUACCUGAAGUGGGGAUUCCUUAUUUUUCAAUAAUAAUUUUGAAUAUACGUUUUGUUGUUUGUUUUCGUGUAUCCUAAAACCUGCUUCUUUAUUUCGUCGUUAGUAAUGUUCCACUAAAAUUUUCAUAAUGAAGUCAUCUUUGUUUGGACCUGAGAAGAGGGGAUAAAACCUUGGUGUUCUGAGAGCCUGAACCAGUGUCAAGAUGAAGGUUGUAGCAGUAGGUUUAGUGUUACUUUUGGGCUGUAUAUUUAUGAUAGAAGGGAAGGUGAAAAAAGGCUUCGGAGGAGGAGGAGGCUAUGUCGGAGGUUAUGGUAAAGUAUAUGGGGUAGGAUAUGCGCCUCAACCGGUGGUACACUACGUUGCUAGACCCAUUAGUCCAGG